Molecule: messenger RNA, 1575 nt
Organism: Aureobasidium pullulans EXF-150
Lineage: Eukaryota; Fungi; Ascomycota; Dothideomycetes; Dothideales; Saccotheciaceae
Product: 6-phosphogluconate dehydrogenase C-terminal domain-like protein
Exons: 2
Coding region: 455-1441 (328 amino acids)
Molecular function (GO): oxidoreductase activity, acting on the CH-OH group of donors, NAD or NADP as acceptor
Source: RefSeq, a predicted model, not a curated record
GCGCUCAAUCGGAUCAGACGAAUUGUGUCGUUAACAGCAUCGAUUCGAGAUACAGUCACGGGUUCCAGACGUGCCUCUCGUGGCUCUUGAGCGGUACGUUCUUCAUGGCUUAGAGAUGAACGAACGGUGGCCAUGCUGCGGAUGACGGAAGGGCAAGAGCGGAGAGGGGAGCAGGGUGCACGAGAUGUAAGAAGCUUGUGGAACAUAGCAACUGUUUUCUGGGUUCUUUCAGGUUCUCGACAACACUGAUGUUUGCCAAUUGAACACAGAUGGAAGGAGCUGUCAUCGGCUAUCAUACCCAGAUCGGGCAUGACGUCGCAUCCAUUCGGCAAGAACACCCCGCUCACCUUCGGCGUCUGAACAUGGCUGCCUGGACGCGAUUGAUACAAAGACUCAACUUGAAGAGCAUGUGUAUUCAUCUGUAGAAUAUCACAAAAGCAUAACGGAUUAGAAGAUGGCUACUCCACUAGCGACCCUAGGGGUCAUCUCGAUCGGAGAGAUGGGUCUGGGAAUAGCCAAACUACUCAAAGCAAAUGGCUAUCGCGUUGUCACCAACAUUAGUGAUCGGAGUCAAGCCACACAUGCUCGAGCGGAAUCAGCAUCGCUCGACCUGGUAUCGUCGGAUGAAGAACUAGCAUCGACCUCGGAUUACAUCCUCUCUAUCGUGCCUCCACGAGAUGCUAUAGCAACGGCAGAACGUAUCAUGAAAGUCAGCACGAGUGCCUCUUUCGCCAAACGAGAAAUUCCGUUAUACUUCCUAGACCUCAAUGCUGUCGCCCCAAAAUCAGUCAGAGGUAUAGCCGAGCUCUUCAAGCCGGCUGGCAACAAUAUUCGUUUCCUCGAUGGAGCCAUCAUCGGCAGUCCACCAAGUCUGAAGGACGAUCAUACUGACCCGAACACUGUGGAAGCCUGGAAGAGACCUAGCAUACCCAUGUCUGGACCGCAUGUACUCGCAGAUGCAGAGCGAAGUGGUGCUCAUCUUGCCAACGUACUUAAUUCUCAACACAUCUCCGAACAGAUAGGCUCAGCAUCAGGACUAAAGAUGAGUUUUGCAGCUGUGACGAAAGGUUUCACCGCGCUUGCCAUCCAGUCAUUCACCACAGCCUCUCGACUUGGUGUCCUCCCAGAACUGCAGCAGCAUCUGCAAACGUACAUGCCGAAAACUUACGAGAUGGCCAACGCUUCAGUGCCUGUGAUGCCUCCCAAAGCAUAUCGCUGGGUCAGAGAAAUGGAGGAGAUCGGUGCGACACUUGCGGAAGAUGGCGGCUUCGAGGAGAAUGAAGCAAUCUUUGGAGGAAUUGCAAGAACAUACGACUUGGUUGCCCAUGGAACAGAUUUGGGAAAGGAAAAGACCGGUGAGAGGAACAGAGGAAAGACCGUCGAAGAUAUGGCUACUCUGAUGAGUGAGGGUAUCGAUAGAAGGAAGCAGAAGAUGGAUUAGACACAGUAUGGGACGACCCAGAGGUGUAUAGAACGCAUGAUAGACAAUUGAUAGAAAGCACAAAUCUCGGAAUCAUGGCUGCAGCGGCUUUAAAGAUCCUCAAGAGAAAGAGGAAGCAGCUCCGGAAGUGACAG